Lymnaea stagnalis (great pond snail) is the source of this 17370-nucleotide messenger RNA. NCBI's taxonomy places the organism in Eukaryota, Metazoa, Mollusca, Gastropoda, Lymnaeidae. The record is from the annotation of a GenBank genome assembly.
GGGAUGAUUUGACCUUGAACUGCAAUACAUACAUCCAAGAAUCAAACCUGGGAUAUAUUUGGACUAAGUAAGACUAUAAUUAUCUUUACAACUUAUACUUAUAUAUAUUUAAAUUAAAAAUUACAGUUUUCAUAAUCAGAAUCACAUUGUCAUGAUUGGGACUCUUAAAAAAACAACAUACGAUAUAUUGACCUACUUUUGAUGUUUAUAAUCAUUUUUCCUAUUGAAUAUGUAAAUUACAAAGUUAAAUAAUAAUUACGAACUAAAAAUAAUAAUUAUUUAAAAACGCUUUUAGGUUUAUGUGCACUUGCCACUUGUGCUUGAUGUUAGGAAUUUGACACUAACCACGAUUUUAAAAUACUAACUGUUUUCCAUAUCUUAAUAAUUUUCUACCAAUACUUAGGUUUAAAAUAUCUAAAGCAAAAAUAUAUAUUUUUUUUUAAUUUUCAUCUUCAUACCACGCCCUGCACCCACCCAAAAUUUAUAGUGACCAUUUUUUUCCUUCUAAUUUGAAAACAUGACAUUUUAAAUAAUAAUAAAAUUCUAAACCAGACCAUUUAAAAAUUAAAAUCGUUAUUUUGCAACAGGCAACAUAAUAACGAACCACAUAAUAAUAUGCCAAAAAAAUAAACAAUUGUUUGAUAAUACUCGUCUUAAAGGGGUGUUCUUUUGAAAAAAGUAUUUGAAGAUGAUUAUAUUUUUUUUUCAAAUUUGUUUUAUUUAUUUAUGCCUGUAUAUUCAAUUUUAAUGUCGGCCUACUUGGACUUGAUCUUUAUUCUUUGUUAAUUUUAAAAAAAAAAACAUUGUUGUCCAACAAACAAAAGUCACACACACAAAAGAGACAACUAAAACGAAGGCAAGGCCAAGAAAUACCAAUAAUAUUGCCAAUGCCAAUAUUAUUGAAUAGUUAUAGACGAUAAACUGAUACUGAUAGACUUAUAAUUAUAUUAUAUUAAAUAAAUUAUAGUAUUAUUAUAAAAUACUCAUUUAUUUAAUUAGUGGGCCUACAGCCUACGGGUUAAAACAGUACAGCUGAGUAUGAGUAGACAAUAACAAUAAUAAGUGCUGUAACUUGAAACUGUAUUUUAAUAUUUAAAUUAAAUAAAGUCAUUAAUUCUCAAAUAAAAUCUAAAGUAAAUAAAGGGAAAAUGUAGUUAAAGUCAUUACUUAUUAAAUCUAAAGUAAAUAGAGGCUAAUCUCUUAUACUUAUUUUAUCAAGGCAUUGGUCUUUGGUAUCAAUACUAUCAGUGAUCAGUGUAUUCAACAAAAAUUAUUGAUUAUUAUUAUUCAUAAUUUAUGCUAAAAACAUAAAUAUAAAAUUAUUUAACCAUUUCAUAGACAUUGCAUGCCAUUAUACGGCUCUAAAACUAUUUGAACAUUUGCUUAAAAAAAAAAAAUUAAAAUGUAUUUUUUUAUUUUUUUUAUUUAAAUCUAGGAACAAUGAUGUUCUUAGCAGUGCUAAUCUUCAGACACUGAUUAAGACCAAUCUCUCAUCAAGUGAUGCUGGAGUAUAUAAAUGUGCUUUCAACAUAUAUUUAGAUAAAUUUACCUCUUCAAAUAGUGAUGGUUUUUUUGUUUUGUGUAAGUAAUAAAAACAGAAUAAUACUUGCCUCAAAUAUUUAAAAAAAAUUGAUAUAGGAACAAUCAUAAUAAUUCUGAAUUAUUCAUAUCAGAAAAGCUUGUUAGUUUAUGUGUGAAUAACAAAUAUAAUAUUUUUUUGUUCUGCUAACAAUCUAUUCUUAGUUGCUGCUCCUGAAAGCCCUGCUAUUGAAGCUUCUCCAGGAAAUGUAAGCCAUGGAUCAUACUUGAGCAUUAGAUGCACUGCCAAUCAAACAACAUUAUUUGGAUCUGAAUGGUAUGCAAGGGCAGAAUACAUUCAUUUUUGUUUUAUCCGUUAAUAUCAUCAUUCUGUUUUGGUCAAUUUUAGCCCACGCUCCUCCCUCUAUUGUCAAAAAUUGGCACAAAAUUGAUACAUUUUCAUAACACAUCAUCAAAGAUUCCCCCCUCAAUUCAUGACUUAAUCUAUAUAUGACCCAGUACAAGAAAUUUAUUUGGCCUUUUUGGGGUCAAGAGGAGUAAAAUGUAAUGUUGACAGCUGUAGCCUUAAUUUUUUUAUGAUUUCUCAACCUUUUCCCCAGCUCUCCAUCUGCAUCUUCCACUAACAUAUGUUAUUUGAAACAGGGGUCCCAAACCAACGGUAACUAUCCUUGGCCUAUCCGGAACUUGGAGCACAGAGACACAGAGUGGGAGUUUUAAGCAUUUUGAUCAAACACAAAACACCCAACCCCGGUCCUUUGAAAAAUUAUCUUCCACAAAAAAGUUUCCUUCCGAAAAUAGUUUUUGGGACCAUUGACUUAAAGGAUGAAGUUAAAGGUUGAGAUACUGUAAAAUUAUUUUUUAUUUUCUUUGCCCUCAACCCCCACUUGCCCUUCUUACUCAAUAGGCCUCACAACUUAACUGCCAAAUCCCCUCCCCCAUAUCCCCUAUCCCUAAAUCUGUCACACCAUGUUUUUUUGUUCUGGGUUGGGGGAAUAGGAGAGAUUUUGGCUCUUGUCUACAGCUACAUUGGAAGGCUUCUUAUACACAAUGUUACUCUCCAAUUAUAAAAAAAUCUUUCAUGUUCUUCAGUUUGACAAUGAAUUUAUUCCUGUAAUAAUUUUCAACAUACAAAUAAAUUUUAAAUAUAAUUAUACAAACAUACUUCCUUCUCUAAAUUGGUUGGUUGGGCUGGGAAGGGGUUGAUAGAUGAUACAGUCCAUAUGACUCAUUCUUAACAAAAACGCAAUAAGGUCGAGACUUUGUUCACUUCUUACCUGUUAAGUUUAAUAUUUCCUCAAAAAGCCUUAAUAGGUUGACUGUUCAUGUUUCUUUUCAAUUAGCUUUUUAAAAAGGAAAACACCUUACAUUUUCACAGGUCUUUUCUGUAUCACAAUGGCAUCAAGAUAGCAAAACAGAAUUCAAGCUAUGGUUAUUCAUAUUACACACAAAAUGCACUUUAUAAAAGUGCAGGAAAUUACACCUGCACUUUCUCUAACAAAAAAGGAGAGUCCGAACAGAGCAGUCCUGUUUUUGUUAAUGUCACAUGUAAGUAUUUGUAUCAGUUAAAGGACAGUGCCAAACACCUUCUUAUUUUGAAGGUAAACUUAAAGCAUCCAGGGUGCUGCUUUAUUAACAAAUUAUCUCAUGUUAUUUUAUUUAAAUACAAUUUCUAUUAAUACCGUUAGAUUCCCGCAGGGAGUAAGACACAGAAGAAAAUCAUUUGGGGUCCAGUUUUUGGUAAACCCUUAAUUUUUUGGAAGGAUGUUCGCAAUAACACACACUACAAACACCCCCCACUCCCCCCCCCCAAAAAAACAGCAAAAAACAAUUGGUCAUUCCUCAGUUAGGUGGAAUGACAUGUUUCAAAUGACUUAGAAAAGUCAAAAUUAAUAUGAGAAAUCCUGAGGGGAACCUAUUUGGAUGAAAUCUGGUGACAUGAUGUUCAUGGUUUUAAAGUAUAAAACAAUGUCGGAGCUAUCACAGAAUAACAUAUUGGGGAAGUUAUUAGAGACUCAGAAAUUCCUUAUCCUCCACAGUAGCUUACACAGUUGUAUUUUUCUAUUGUUAAUCAUAAUAAAUUAGUUUACCUUGAGUAUGUAUAUAUAAAUUUAAAUUUGUUUAGAACAGUGUGAUUAGUGAAAAGAAGCAAGCUAAGAUUCAGUCAGCAAGUUGUUAUAAAUAAAAUUUAAAGUUUCCACAUCAGUGGGUUGUUUCAUGCAUGAAUAAUUUCAAAUAAAUUUAAGAGUGAAUUCUAUAGAACAGUGUUAAUUUCAAUUAUAACAAAAAAAUAGAUCAGACCAACUGAUAAUUGAGUCAAUGAUUAUGAUAUCAAUGAUUAAAUAUAUAGGAUUAAAACACUUCUCUGUUUUACAGCAUGGAUUCCUGGAGACACAUCAUUACCCAGAGAGUCUCAAAUUAGGGUAUAUAAUGAGAAUCCUCAAAUAUAUUGCCAACAAACAUCUUACUUUAGGAACAUACAGUAUUGCACAUUAUAUGUUGGUGACAUAAGGUAGCUAUUUCACAAUUUAUAUUUAUUUUAAAAUUAUUUAAGUUUUAAAACGACACAUUUUUAUAAACAAGACAAAUUCCUACAAUGUAAAAAAAAAUUAAACAAAAAUAUAUAUAUAUAUAUAUUUAAAAAUCUAAACAUUCAAAGUUCAGUUCAGGAAUGUUAAUUUAUUGAAAGUAGAUAGUUUGCUAGAAGGGUCCUCAAACUAUGACUUCAGAUCCUAUCUUGUAGGACUUAAAAAAAAAAAAUUAAUUAAUUUGUGUGUUUCUUAAACAUUUCAAAGUACAUGCUAUAUUAAAACACCAAAAUACUCAUAGUUAAUUGAAAUACAAAAUUUGCAGGGCCCUGUGUUAGUAGUCGUUUUUGAAAAUGGGUGUUGAUAUAGUCAUUGAUCUACAUUAUUUAUUUUGAAGAAAUCACUUUAAGUAUUGCUUAUGAAACUAAAAAAAUUAAUUAAAAUAUUUACUUUUUGGGUAUACUUGAAAGGACCCUGCAAGACAGGACUAAACAGUUUAUGCUAUUAAAAUUAUAACUCUUUUAUUUUCCAUGCUCUGAUUUUGAUUUGAAUGGUUUAAACUUUAUUACCAUUUGCAGAUAUGUUGAUGAUCAAGACUGCAGUUUUUUACUCCCUCAUGGUGUGACUGGUACUUACAGAUGCUCUGCAAGUAGCACAGAUGGCACUGGACCAAUGAGUAAUGACGUAAACGUAACUUUCAUUGGUAAGUUGGAUGGGCAGAUUUAAUGCGUGCUGAAAAAUACUUGAGGCCGUUGAAAUACAUUUUUAAAAAUAAAAUGUUUACAAAUGUUUUACCCUAGUAUCUGCAACACACAGUUAUUUUGGUGCCAUCUCCCUGAUAAUAAGAUCUGUACAAAUUCUACUUCAUCAGAUUUAAAAAAUGUAAAUAAAAAUAAUUAUGGUCUAUUAGAAUUGUAAUGGCACAAUUCAUGUAACUGUAAGAAAGAACAACCCCCCCCCCCCCCCCCCCAGGUGGUUAACACCUGAGGACAGGGAAAGAAUACCUACAUUAUUUUUUGUGAAAUUAACUAGAAAUAGUCAAUCUUGUGGCAGCAAAUUGAUAUCUACAAGCUGUGACUAAUGUAAAUGGCACGCUUUAUCCUUGCAGAUUAAAAUCCACAGCUCCAAGAACAAUUAAUUUGUUUUCUUACACACAAACUGGUCUUCUGGACUACAUUUUAACAAUUUCAUAAUAUUCUUUGAAAGAGACCUCAAUGAAAUUUAUUUUUUUUCAAAUUAACCUUUUUUAAAACUUUUCUUAUUUUAUUAUACAUUUUUUUCCACAGAAAGACCUGUGAUUGUGCCUAUUUCCAAUGGUCCACCUGUUAUCAACCAAAUUUACUCACUCCUCUGUCUUACAACCAUUGAUGGAGGCAUUAUCACAUGGUACAAGGAUUAUGAUUCUUACUACCCACUUUCCAGUAACAGCACAUUGGAUGUCCUUGUCCUCAACUCACAAGCAGUCUACAGAUACCGCUGCAAAGUUCAAUUUGCCAACAGUUUUAUGUUUUCUGAUACAUUCCAAUUUUAUGGUAGGUUCUAAAGGAAGAAUAGAAAGAAAUAAUUAAAAAUUCUUCAAUGUAUGGUAGUUCUUAGCUUUCAAAAAUAAGCCCUUAAUUUAAACUUGUUAAUCAAAAUGAUUCAUGGUAAUUGAUUUUUCUUUUAGUUUUAACUAAAUUUAUGUAAAACCAUAACACUAUAAUUUAUCAAGAGUAAAAUGUUUUCACAUUUCAUUAGACACAGUGGAAUUGAUUUCAUGCUUACGGAUUAACAUCAAUAUAAUUAGUCUUACCUUGAUCUAAAAUUUCAAUAAAAAAUCAUACAAAUCACUGCUUAUAAAUGAGAUGUGAUCUGAUGAAUUACCUGGGUAAUUGAAAUUACUGAUAAAAUGUCAAAGAAAAUGAAAGUAAUUAAAAGGAAAUUUCCAUUGAUUUAGUAACCAAAUGUCACCAAAAAAACAAAAUAGGUAAACUACUGUUUUGUACUGUUAUAUGGUUUUUCAAAUUUAAUGUUUUAAGAUUUGGCUCGUCAGAUAACAAAUACAUAACAAAGGACUGAAAAGCAUUAUACAAAGAAAAACUAUACCAAUGGUAGUGAUAUAUACAAUAUUUAAUUCAAUUAUACAAUUAAAUUUAUACAAAAUCAAAUAUGCAGAAAUAAAAACUAUACUAAUUUACAGCAGACCUAUUAAGGCUCAUACUAUGUCUUGUGUGUAGGAAAUCUAGCAAAUCUCUUCCGGCUGGGAAAGUUGCAGGCUUAUUCAUAAGGAUGAAAAGAAAUUCUAGAAAUUACAUCACUGGUUAGCAUUCUUUUGAACAAAUUAAAACAAAAACAAUCUUUUCCCAAUCAAGGGAGGGGUGGGUAAAGGUAGAGCACUAAACACUUUAUCAUUUACGUCCAUAUCAAAACAAAACAGUGGGGAGAUAAGUGGUGGAUGCUGCAGCUAUACAUUGAAGCAAAAAUUAGGUCAACACUCUGAACACAACAUAAUGUAAAUCUUGUUAGAAGCAAAUAGAAUGGUAAGGGGGAAUUUACACGAAACUUGAACAAAAAAUUUGAGCCUAUAUUAUAAAUAUGAUGUCAAUAUUGAACCAAUAUUUGAUCUUGGGGCUGCACACAUUAUACCCUUGCUUUUACCAUUCAAGUAAUUAUUUGGUAAAUUGUACAGUUACUCUUCUGCUGUUUGAUUGCAGCGGCUGUGCCCGAUACCCCCAGUUUCAGCAGAAAGGAGAAACAGCCAACUUUGAUUUCAUUCAACAGAAACAUUACAAAUUUCAACUGUUACAGCAGCAAUGCAGAGACAGUUUCUCUGUAUGCCAAUGGCGUCAAGGUGUCAACAAAAUUAAUCAGCAAUUCUACUUUUUAUGUCGCCAACGGCGUCAGUGUCGGAGUUACUUACACAUGUGUGGCCUCAAACAAAGUGGGGGACUCAAAUUUCAGUGUACCCAUUUACCUGCCUGCUCAAAGUGAGUAUGUAAAAAGGCUUACCGUGAAGAUAUCAUUGAUUUUAAAUGUUUCAUUUUAAUGCAGUUAAUUUUAAUUUUUUUUCCAUACCUGUAGUAUUUUAUGUAUCAUUCUUCAAUAAAAUUCAGUUAACUAAAAAUAUUUAAUAAAUUUCAAGAUUAAGGCUAACAUAAAACAUUUUGUUAUUCGAAUCUUGAAAUUAUGCCGUGCUCUUACAGGAGCUGAUUUCAUCCUGAAUAUAUUUCACCCAUACUUUUUGUCACCUCUCACAGUCCACAAUACCGUAAAUUCAUAGGACUGAUUCAGCUCAAUGCUAUGAUUUAUAUAAAGUUUGAUAAUAAUUUUGUUAAAAUCAAACUGACCUUUUAUAGUGUUGAAUAAAUGUAACUAUAAUAUACUUUCAUUGUCGGUCAUGAUACUUUCAUCACAAUUUGCACUUAAAGUAAAAUAAAGUAAAAGCUAACUAUGUGUCAUAUUUCAUCUUUGUCUGAAUAAACUCCUAAUAAAGUCACACAUUAAAUUUAUUUAAAACUGACUUUUUCUCAUGAGUGUGAAAUACACUUUGUUGCACCUCUGACAUGAAAAAAAAGGAAAUUAAUCCUCUUUUCUUAAUUUAUCUUCAUUUAUAAAAUUUUGCUUUGAUCUUUUCUUGCUGCGUUAUAAAAAGAAAAAUUCUUGACAGUAAGAAAAGAUGUUUAAAGGCUCUAUCUUUGCCAGCCUGACUGAAUUUGGUAUGUGGCUAUUUAUUUGCUCAAAGUGUGGAACAAACCUGAUCUUUCUCUGUGGAUGCUCAAAGUUUUAAAAAAAAUUUUUUUUAACAAUCCAGUAAUUGAAAAAACCAGAAGAAUUGAGUUUAGCUAGUUCAUAUUCUUCUGAAACAAGGGUUCCAACCAGAGGUACUGGUACCGCUGGUGGUAUGCGCAGAACCAUAAAAAUUCUAUUGAUACUGUUGAAAAACUGUUGUUUAUUUUUUUUUAAGUGUAUUUUCUUGAUACAAUAGAUUUACUAGAAGCAAUAUUUCAAACUAUACCUGUAUAUUAUCAACAAAUUUUAUCCAAAAACCAUAUUUUGAAAUUAAAUUAAUGAUUAGAACACCAUAUUGUUGUAUUUAAGCCAAAGUUGAUAGUUUUUAUUGAUGUUCUCCUCUUUAUUUUUGAGAUUCGUUGUAGCUACGUUAUUUGUAAAGAAAAAGAAAUUGAAAUAACUUGUGAAAUAGAAUAUUUAAGCCUAAAGUUAUCAUAGCUUGAUCUGUUUCAAUUAUUUAUAUAGCUAAUCUAUUUUUAAACCUUUUUGUAGGAGGGGGGUCAAGGGAGUUGGCAGGGGCAGGGUACUCAUAUAUGAAAAGUCUAGGCAAGAGUUACAGGAGAAGAAAAAAAAAAUAUUUAGGAACCGCUGUUCUAAAAUAACAAAUGCAGAAACUGUUCUUUUUUUUUGCUAAACUCAUCCAUUAGACUUAAAUACGUUGAUUUUGAUGGAGUAAAUAGUUGUUAAAUGAGAUAAAAAUAGAGCACUGGCCAUUCUACUGCAUAGGAUUUCAGCUAAUAAUGAAUUAUCUCAAUGUAAAAUAAACAUGGGCCUCCUUCUUUAAAUGAUUAUUUUAUUUUAUUGCCUUUAAAAAGAUAUUAGAAACAGUGCUCAUGAUUCUCUAAAAACCCUCUUGGUUUGUAUGUUGCUUAUAAAAAAAAACAAAAAAAAACAUGUUAAUCGUAUUUGUUGUUUUUUUCCCCACAGAUGAAAUUGUCAUUACUGCAAGCAGUGUCCUUACAUCUCUUGGCCAGCCCCUUACAUUGACAUGUACACUGAAGUCUCACAAUCCAAAUGCAACUUAUAACUGGCACUUUUACAAGUAUGGACAAAAACUUUGUGUCUGUUUGUAUUAAAUUGGUUACAAGCAAAGAGGUUGGGGUGUUGAAGGCUGGUAAGAUUUAAAUGAGUUAUAUAAAGAAAAAUAAUUAUUCCAAAUUUUCUUUGUAAAAGUAAUAGGGUAGAUAGCAUUCAAUUUAAAAAAAAAUUUAAACCUAUAGUUUUGAAUGAGACAAUACCAAUAAUGUAAGUAUGACAUCAUGGGUUGGUACUAGGUCUUUAUCUGAAAAAAAAUGUUUCAAUGCCCCUCAAAAUAGUUUGAUUGAUUUUCAACCAGUUUCUGAAAUGUUAUCCUUUGUAAAAAAAAAUUUUGAUCCAGCACCUUAAGCCAACAAGCUGUUAUAGAAGGGAGACAAGUUUUGUCUUUUGAUGCCCUGACAAAGAGCCAUGAGGGCUUGUAUGCGUGCGUCGCGUACAUCAACGCAAUUGAGAUCAUAUCAGAUAACUACUACGUUGUUGCUUGUAAGUCAACCGAUGUAUGUCUUGAGAGGGGAUGGGAUAGACACAUUAUUUUUGUGUGUGCAUUAUGUGGAGUGUUGAGGCGGUCUUGACAAAUGUGUAAAGUUGAGAUAUUACAAUCGUAGAAUCUUAUUAGAUUGGUGUCAAAAUUCCAACAAAAAGGAAUUAAUAAAUUCUGUUCUACUCAGAGAGUGGCCAUAAUUGUAUCUAUUAUUUUAAUAUCAGCAUACAUACAUUGCUAUUAGUUUUUAAUGUCACCCUUGCUUAUUAUUAUUAUAAUACAGCUAACAAUUAAUUUGGGACAUAUUUUUUGCUCUUUAGCCUGGAUCAGAUGUAUAUAUGCAUGUAGUUUUCUUAUAUUAAUAAUGAUAAUUGAUGUCAAUGAUUUUCAAAGUUUUUAUGGGUUUGAAAUAAAAGCAACAUGUUUUUUUUUUUUUAUUUAAUUUUGGAAAUAAAGACGAUUAGUAGAUUCACAUUUUAUAUGAACUUUUACAGAGUAAAAUUAUUUUUAAAAUGCAGGGCUUCAAAAAGCUUGAAGAUUUUAAAAUAGCUUGCUGGGAUGGGGCCUCUGUAUGUGUGCAUAAAGAGAGUGUUUCAAAUGAAUUGUGUGAAAUAAGGGAAUGGGGAAAUAUAAUUUGUUGUUUUCAAAUAUGUUAAGCCUCAACAUACUCUGGUAUAUCUGUUGAUUGCAUUAUUGUAUAUGGAGGAGUCUCCCAGUCAUUGCCAAGAAGUCCACUGCAUGUUUGCUUUCAUUUUUCUUGUCAGUUGAGAGACCCAAUGCACCGGGCAUAAAUGGUCCAAACGGUGGUGUCAUUAACAAUGAACGACCCAGCAGAGCCGUUCGAGAAACUGUUUCCAGUGGUAGUACUCCAAAUACCAAUUUGACAACUUUUGAAUGUUUUGUCAACACUCUCUUAAUUGAUAUUAAAAGUCCAUUCAGGUAAGUAACUUAGUAAUUUAAAAAAUCUUUGUGUUAUAAAAUAUUCUUAUUUUAUAUCUGUAUUAUUAUUUGGCAGGAGAUUCCAUUUUCUAACAUUAAAAUGUCUACACAUAGACUUGAGUGAGAAAUACUAUAAUGGUUAUCUUAAAUUGUAAGUUCAAAAACAAUAAAAUCCUCUGGACCAUACAUUUUAAUCUGAAUCUUUCUUUAUAAAUCCUUUGAGCCAUACAUUUUAUUAAGAAACUAAGUUUUUAAAACCACCUAACCAUACAUUUAAAAAAACUAAAUAUAGCUAGUAUUAAAAUAAAAUACUUUUAUGAAAUUAUUGUCCUCUCUUUGUAAUUGUGGUUUAAUUAGCUUAGUGUAUGAAGAGAUUAAAAAAAAUGGCUACUUGGUUUCAAGUUGUUUUUUCUUUUAUAAAUGGAGAAUCUCAUGGGAAUGUUUUUCUGUUUAUUUUAGACUCUACAAAGAUGGCAAGGAAGUAACGAACGUACCUUUUUCAGAUGAAAUAUGGUUUGGAAAUAUGUUCAAUAUUAGGAGAUUUUAUACGGUGGACUUUGGUACACCUGACAGUGAGGGCAACUACUCUUGCACGGCUAUAAAUUCAUUUGGUGAAUCAGAACCAACAAUCACUGUAUUCAUUUCUAGAGCUCUAGGUAAUUUCAUGAUACAAGCUAUAUUUAAAUAAUAUAAUUGAAACAAAAUGAUUCCCUAUUUAUUUUAUUAGCAAGACUUUACCAAUGACAUUUUCAGACUCAAAAUUAUUCAUAAGAGACAUUUUCCCACUUGCCUCACAAAUUCAAUUUAAUUAUCCUAAUGUGGUGCACAUAAACAGCACUAGUUUUUAAAAAAAUGUGUAGGAAUGGGAAGGAUCAUCUUAAAGGGAGGUUUCGUUAAUAUUUUUUUAAAUAUACUACAGGGGAGCAUUCCCAAUCUGAACUUAAUAAAUAGUUGUUAAGCUCAAGAAAUUUUCUUUUCCCCUUUUAUUAUAAUUUUUUUUUGUUCCCUUUUAAUAUCACUUAUGAGAAAAAAUCAUGAUCCUUUUAUUUUAAGAUAGAUCUCAGACAUGGAGGAUAGCAUACAUUUUAUUGUACUAUUUUUUUCUUCCAUCUUUGAUUUCUUUUCAUUCCUUUUUUAAUUUUUUUUUUUUUUUGGUGGUCAUCUUAUCAGUUCAUUAUUCCAUCAGCUUUCUAAGAAUUUUAAUAUAAUUGUUCCCCCAAAACGUGUAUAUUUUCUUUCUUAAUGUUAAAUUACAAUCUUUCUCUUAUUCGUAACAAAAAAUCCAUAGAGCUUCAGGUCUUAUUGACAUUUUAACACAAUAUUUGAAAAAAGAGCCUUUCUGAUAUUCAUUUCCACCUUAUUUCACCUCAAUCAUGAGAUAUUUUUCAUAAUCCUCCAAAAAUCUCCCCCCUCCCUCCACAAUCAAAACUUUCAAAAUCAAAAUUGUUUUAAAAUAAAGAUGAUUCUUUACGAUUUGUUUUUAAUUUACUCUAAACAAUGCAAUUUUUUUCUCCAGUACUUCCUAAACCGUGGAUAUCUGCUAACAGUUCCAAUCCAAUGAUUGGCCAAACAUUGACCUUGACCUGCCAUGUACCUGGCAUUGUCGGUGAUGAACAAAUCUCUUGGAACAAAGACUUCAAUCCUAUAAUAAGGAAUGGCAAAAUUCUGAAUCUGGCUUCACUUCUUGAAGAUGAUGACGGUGUUUACACCUGCAGCUACUCCAACCGCUCCAACCGUGGUUACACUGACAUGUGGUUUGACCAAGUUUCAGAUCCUUACCUUCUUGCCCGUAAGAAAUAAUUUAUUAUAUAUUAAUCUCAUAAUUGUUUAAAUUCCAUAUUAGCACUGAUUCAGAUAACCAUUUCAUUUGUAUAUUCUCUUACUAAUUCCUAAUUUAACUUAGUAAUUUCAGAAUUUCAAGUCUGAAACAUUCAAAAUGAUUCUUAAAGCAAUUUGAAAAAACAAUAAGUUUCAAACUAGAAAAAUAUUUUCUGGAUAUAAGUUGUAAGUCAAGUAAAGCAACCAACACUUUUACAUUUAUCAAUAAACGUUGUUUAAAAAUGUUUAUUUUCUCUGUCAGUUUUAUCUUAGUUGUAGCGCAGAUUGUGAAUGCCACAUGGAACAUUUUUUUAUUUACAGUGAGACCACCCCUUCAGCCAAUGCUGACAUUAGAUCCGGCAUAUGUAGGUCAAUCCAACCGGUAUUACUACUAUGAAGAUGGGCCAGUGUUUAUUGCUUUCAGUGUGGACGCUACCGUUCAUCUACAGUAAUAUGUCUUCCUUGUCUUAGCCUUCUGUUGCUUGUGGAUAAUGCUGGUGAUGGGCUAAGCCAAUGAUCAAUACCAUACCUUCCCCCCACCCCCUCACCAACUUCCACGAAGAUAACAAUGACUUUUAUUUGAAUCUUUUAAGAAUCUAGCUAUCUAGCUAAAAAAAAAAAAGUAGGACAUUUUGAACUCUUAUGGGUUAUCAAAGCAGUUAAAGGCAUCCCGAGCCUCCUUUUGGCUAUUAGUUACAGUUGUAAAAAGAUUAGUAGACAUUUCCCCUUAGAAUUAAUUUACUUAACCUUAAAACCUAUAAGUUAUAAUGAGUUGAAGUUUUGUGAGUCAAUGCCUUACAUUUUAUGCAACAUACUCUACCAGCUGUAGGCCUAUACAUUAAAUUUCUCUUAAAAUUUGUAAUUCCUUGAACCAACUUCUCUUUUCUGGCAUUUUAUGAUAAAUUGGCAAAGUUUGAAAUUUACCUUAACAUAGAAACUAAUUCCUUAUUUUAAAAUAUAAUAAUUAACAUGCGUAAAUAUAUUCCAGAUUUGAGAAUUAAAAGAUAAUUUUAAAAAUCACAAAUUCAAUUUAAAAAAAAAGGCCAAUUUCAAUAUGGAAGUCAAAACAAUAAAAAAAUAACAUCAGUGCAUGACUUUCAAUAUGACUUGUAAACUGAACACCACAAAGGGGGAUAAGCCAGCCACUAAAAAAUGUGUCGAAUAAUUUUACGUGUUUUAUUAAUUUUUUACUGCAAAACAUCAACUUAAAAAAAUAUCCUAUUUUAAUUUCUUUAAAUCACUUUGAUGACCUACAUAGUGCAAAGCUAAUAAAUUGAUGAUCUCAGAUCCUCUAUAUAAAUAUUCUUACACCGUAAUUUUCUUCAUACAAACGGUUACCAAGUCAUUAUUGUCACUAGGGGAGUUCAUUGAUGGCAGAUUUCUACAUUAGAGAAAUAAUUUAGAUGUCUUGUGUUUAAAUUGUUACAAUAGUAAAAAAAAUAUUUUUUUAAAAUAUGUAUUUAUUUAUGUGCUGAAAAUGAAAAGUGUACAAUGCAAUCCAAGAACAUUUACAUUUAUUUGGAUCAAUAAAAGAAUCAUCUCAUAUUGCAUUUGUUUUAAAAAAGACAUAAUAAAAUCUAAUUUGAUUUUAAAUUAUUAAAAUUACUUUAUAUUCUUUUUGAGAAGAAAACACCAGCAGUAAAGUUAAAGCACGAUAGAUGUGAUGAAAUAUUUUAAUCCUUCAAAAUAAAUAAGAUUAUAUUAAAUCUUUUCUAAGAAAUCUGCUUCUGUACCAUUCAAUUCAUUGUUUAUGUUUUUGUUGCUGUUUAGAUGUUUCUCACAGAUGAGAUCCGUUGCUCAGUAUCAAUUGAGUAACUACAAAAUGGCAAUACCCUACAACUACGCACUGUUCUCGGCUGGGCAGCAAGUUGGAGCCAACAAAACAGGGGGCCAGUUUUCAGUUACCGGGUUGUUACCAGGGGAACACAACUUCACUUGCAUUACCAACAAUGGAUUUAGUGACUCAGUAAGAAGUUAUCCUCUCUUGGUCAAAGUAACAGGUGGGUGCAAGUUUUAUUAAACAUAGUUUUGUUUCUUUUUUUCCUUUUUGUUAAUUAAAAUCUCAAUAUUUUUAUAUUAAAGAAUAAAGUUUUCAGUAUUAAAAACAAUUGGCUGUAUUCUAUAUUGUUGUAAUGAUUGAUUUUGAUGAAUAUUUUUUUAACUUGACAAUUUUUCAAUUCCUUGAUGCUUACCCAUAUAUUUUGCAGUCAAAACAAAUAUCACCUCAUCAUCUACAUCACCUGACCUUGGCACCAAUAUAACACUUACCUGUAAUACCCUUGAUGCGUCCAAUGGAUUUGACAUUACCUGGCAGAAAAAUGGCAUUACUCUUCUGGAAACGUCUAAAACUCUAAUUCUGAGCAAUAUUAAUAAAUAUGAUGAAGGCAGAUACACAUGCAGGCAGAAGUCUGGAGUUUGGAGUCUCGAUGCUAGUGAUGCUUAUCUGCUUGAAUGUAAAUGAUUUUAUUACAUCUUAAGUAAUUUAAAAGUUAAAUAAAAUUAUAUUUUUAAACUAAUUUUAAGGAUGCUGCAAUAUUGAAAUGCUGAUUGCACAUUUUCUUACAGAAUGUUAAAAAACAUAAAUGUGUUGUAUCUCCUGUAAUAUUACUUUUAGUGAUGUAUUCAUUGUUCAAAUGUUUUUAAGUAUAGAUCUAAGUCUAAAGAUUAUAUAUAUUUUUAGAGAUUGAAAACAUCAUGCAAUAAAAUUAUAUUAUAUAAUUAUAUACAUUUUUUACCACAGUUGGCUCAAGAGCAGUGAAACCAGAAAUCUUUACUUACAGAGACACUACAGUAAUUGUUGGAUGGACUGUUAAAGUUUACUGUCUCUCACUGAGCACAACUUCCUUUAAAGCAGUGCUUUAUAAAAAUGGCCAGCCAGUUUCUAGCAGCACACAGAAUAGUGUUGAUGAUGGUGGCCAGAUUUUGUUUCUCUUCUCCCUACUCUCUGUAACAGUUUCUGAUACUGGCAACUAUGCAUGCACAGUGGAGAAUGGGAAAGGAGUGUCUGAGCCUAGUGAUUCAUUGGCCAUAAAUGUUGUAGGUGAGUUUUAGCUGUAAAACAUCUUUUAAAAAAUUGAAUGGUUGGAUCUCUUGGUAACAAAGUGUAUCCCAGAUGAGGUAAUGUUUUGGUUUUACAGGCAACGUCAAAUAUAAACGGUAAUAUAGUCAGGACUGCAUUCAAUCCCUGUCAAUAAAGAGGUAAGAACAUGAUAUUUGACAGCUUGAAAGAAAAUACAAUACAAUCAAAGGGGUUUUUUAGGCUAAAAGCCUAUAUUGGCAAACAACAGUAAAAAAAAAAAUUGAGCCAGAAUGAUCAAUAAAUUGAUUGUGGGCCCAUAAUAUAUGGAAGAAGAAACAAAAGAUUCCCUUUUGAUUCUAUAUAAUAUGUUGUUUAGUGUAUUGAAUUUAGAAUAUUUAAUGCCUAAAUUAUUAAAUUAAUUUUUUUUAAAGUAAUUUGACUUCAGUGAUGCUGUGGUAUUUAUCAGUUGAAGCUGUCAUAAUUAAUUCUUGAAGGUGAAGUUGGCUGCAAUGCUGGUUACUUUAAGAGCUACGUGGCAAGCUGCCAACAAUGUCCUUACGGUUCCUACCAACCUGACAGUGGGAAAACUGAAUGCAUUUCUUGUCCAGGAAAUUUGUUUACCUUAAUAAGGGCUGCAUCAAAUAUUUCUCAGUGUGUCGGUAAGUUGAGGACAAAAUAAAAAUGUUAACAAAACUAAGACUAAUAAAUACAAUCGUGUUUUAUUCUAGUUUUUGCAGACAUUAAAUGAAAAUAGAAUCAUUUUGUCUGCAUAAGUAUUUAACGGUAACCAUUAGGCCUACAUCAUGAUUUAUUUAUAAUUUUUAAAGCUUAUGCAAUACCAUUUGAGCUAUUUUUAGAAAGGAAUAUUUUUAUAUGUGUGUACGUUAUACCCACUAAUAAUGAGUUUUAAAAUAAUUUAAAGAAUUGUAAGUUUAAGUAAUUAAAUACAUGCAAUUUACCAAAUUGCACUACUAAAUAUUUAUUAUUUAUGUCGUAGCUUUAAAACAAUAUUUUUUUUUUAAAUUACCAUUGUGAUAAUAUCAUUUUGCAAUAAUUUAGCAAUUUCUGAUGGGAAACUUCUUUAUCUGAGAAUCACAAUAAACAUGUCAAAUGAGGAUUCCACUGAACCAGAUGUAAAAACAGCUGUUAGAAGCACAGUGAGUGUUUGUCUCAGACUUGUAUUAAUGAUGUCUUUCAAAGCCUAAGCCUGUAACUGGUCAACUACCAUGAGCCGCUUAAAGCGGCUCGGCAUUUCUUUCGUUAUGGCCACGAGCCGCUGGUAGCGCCAAUGUUAAUAUCGUAGUAAAUCGAGUCAAGUAUUUUUAUUAUUCCGUUCCCGUUUUGCUUCGAGAUUUUAAUUUACCGACCAGAUGUUUAUAUUUGAAACCCAUGCUAUCGGCAGAAUGUUUUGAAAAACGAAAUGUUAAUUAGUUUUGAUUUAAUUUCCUAGCUAUUUACAAACUUGUACAUGUUUACCGCGCAACAAGUGACAUGGUUACUAAAGGCUUAUACGUGAUUGGACGUGUAAAUAUUUUUUAAUUUCUGUGUUCUUUGGUUCAUUUUACUUAUUAUUAGAUAUACUAUUUCGAAACCACCAAAUAAAAGGCUUUAAAGGAUUAGGAAAUUUGAAAUGUAUUUGUAAGUGGGCACAUCAAUAUAUUUUUUAUUGUUUUUCUAUUGAAAAUACUAAUUUACCAAUUAAUAAUUUCCUAACAAAACUUACCUUUACAAAUUUUUAAAGUUUAUAUUAUAGACAAUUUAAUUACCUACAAAAUGGUUUAUUAAUCAUUAGAAUAUGUUUAUAAUUAAUAAAACUGCAUCUGAAAUUGUACAUACACUUAAAAUUAGAAAAUGUGACCUAGUUUUAAUUCGCCCACAUCAGAUUUUUCAAUCUGGUAGUUAAUCAGUUAAAUGCAUUCCACUCCUAUAGAAAGUAAUGUCAAUUAAAAACUGUUUGACGGUUUUGUACCACCAAAAAGUCUACUUAUUUCUUUAGACAUUAUAUUAUUUAUAAAAUAAAUUAUAAUCAAUAUCAUCUCAAUUCAUGAAGUGUUCAUACCAUCAGUCUUAUAUACUAGAAAAAAGAAAUAAAAACUUUUCUAAUAGAAUUAUUUAAAUAAAAUGUUUCAAGUGCUAUUGAAUUGCUGUUGUUUCAUUCUGCCCCUUUUAUUUGUUUAAAGAUAUCAAAAGCCCUGUCUCAAGUGAAAGACUAUGUUGGUGCUCUGGCUUCAACUGUUUUGUAA